UAAACUGUCCUGAAUCUAUUAAAAAUGAGAGAAAAUUAUUUUUCCUUAAGGUUAAAGUACAAGAAGGUUAGAAAGUUUUGAACUGUAAUAUGUAAGUCCAACUAGAGAUAUAUAUACCCAGAGCUUUUCAAGGUACGAUCAUUGUUCUCUUUCACUGUUGAGACCUAGCGGCUCAGUGCAAGUAGUUAACUUGAUAGAUAGUUUCUCUUUCUUUUCCCUUUCUUUUCCUUUCUUUGUCUCUUUGGUCGAGAUGGCUACGAUUCCGCUUGACGUUUUGGAUGGCUUUGGUCCUCUGGUGGACCGCAGGGUUAAGAGACCUCGCUCUUUCCCUGCAAACCUUCCCUUUCCUCCCUUCUCUCUGAAGGAUCCGAGGAUAGGGAAGGGUUCCUCCGAUCGAGUAGUCGAUCUGGUUCUGCCUCCCUUCUUUGAGGUGACUCCAACUUCAUCUCUUCCUGAGGAAGUUAUGAUAGUUGAGUCGUCCACAGUUGAGGCUCUUCCUGAGGAAGAGUUGUUAACUGAGGAACCUCCAAAGAAGAAGACAAGAAACCAGAAGGCGAAAGAGAGGAGGAAGCGAAAGUACCAGGAUAUCAUGUCACGUCCUGACACAGAUACCUGGAAGAUGGUCCACAUCAUGCGGAAGGGUCGUAUUGCUCACAAGAGAGCCGAUCGUAUGACCGUGAAAGCUGGUUGGUUUAAUGUCCAAGCUCUCACGGCUCCUGAUCCUGCUCCUUAUCAGGCUAAGACCCUGGACCUCCGUUGGAGAAUCGAUGAGCUAAAAGCUCAAUCAGAAAGCUUUUAUAAAAAGGCCAAAUGUUAAUUUUUAUUAAAGAUUAAAAAACAACAAAAAAAACAAUCAAAAAGCAGAAAGCAUAACUAAUCAUAAGAAAAAAAAGCUUCUUUGGUCAAUCCCUCCAUUCUUAUGUCGAUUUUACAUUAACCUUAUUCUUGUCUUAUACUUACAGGUCUUUACGUGUCCAUGUUGUUCCAUCUCUGAGGAUGAUCUUGGGUCUUACUUGUGUCAUUCCUGUAACUGUGUAACACUUCCCUGUAAGAUGUGGGAAGUGUUCGCUACACCACCAGAGGUGAAUACAAAUAAGAGAAAAAGAACUGACAGUUCAUCGUCAUGUUCCUCUUGUUCCUCUUGUUCGUCAUGUUCUUCAGCGUGUGGUGAGUCUUGCGAAACAUGCAAGUCUCUCAACAGUGAGACCCAAGCCAGUGAUGGUAUA
Messenger RNA from Panonychus citri (citrus red mite), 1226 nucleotides. RefSeq lists its product as uncharacterized. The record is from RefSeq and is a predicted model, not a curated record. The transcript is spliced from 2 exons. Bases 251 to 817 code for a protein of 188 amino acids. Lineage: Eukaryota; Metazoa; Arthropoda; Arachnida; Trombidiformes; Tetranychidae.